ACAUCAAACCGAACCAAACUAUAAAAGUCGUUAGCGGCCAACUUUUGAUCAUCAUUAACUUGUUUGCUUCUCAUCUAACCACAAAUCUUAAAAUUUAGUUUUUAAUUUAAGUAUAAAACAAACGAAACUAAGCUUUGUGUGAAAUGAAACUUUUGAGCACAGCACUUGUACUGGCGCUGGCCCUUUUGGUCACAGUGGCCGCUGAGGACGAAAAGAAAACCGUCGAAGACAAGGCCGUCGAAGAUUCAAAGCCAGCUGAAUCAGCAAACUUAGAGGAGAAGAAACAAGACAAACGUGGUCUUCAUGGAUUUGGUGAUUUCCAUGGUGGAUUCGAUGGUGGAUAUGGUGGAGACUUUGGGGGCGGCCAUGGUGGAGAUUUCGGAGGUAGCUACGGUGGUGGCUACGGUGGUCAUGGACACGAAGAAAAGACUUUGACUGUCAUCAAGAAAGUUCCAGUUCCAUACCCAGUUGAAAAGCACAUCCCAGUUCCAGUUGAAAAGAACAUUCCAGUUCCAAUUAAAGUGAAAGUGCCAAAACCAUACCCAGUUGUAAAACACGUUCCAUAUCCAGUCAAGGAAAUCGUCAAAGUACCUGUUCAUAUUCCUGCCCCUUACCCAGUAGAAAAGAAGGUUCACGUACCAGUCCAUGUACCAGUUGACCGACCAGUCCCUGUCAAAGUCUACGUUCCACAACCCUACCCAGUCGAAAAGAAGGUUCCAUAUGAAGUUAAGGUUCCAAUCCCAGCUCCAUACCCAGUUGAAAAGAAGAUCCAUGUUCCUGUUAAGGUACCAGUCCAUGUUGACAAACCAUACCCAGUUGAGAAGGUAGUCCACGUACCAGUCAAAGUACCAGUCGAUCGUCCAGUGCCAGUACAUGUACCAAAACCAGUACCAUACCAUGUUGAAAAGCCAGUCCCAUACCACGUCAUCAAGAAGGUCCCAGUCCCAGUACAUGUACACGUUGAUCGUCCAGUCCCAGUUCAUGUCGACAAACCAGUGCCAGUUCCAGUUAAGGUCCCAGUUCCAGCUCCAUACCCAGUCACCAAGGAAGUUCCAAUUAAAGUAGAAAAACACGUCCCAUACCCAGUUAAGGUUGCUGUUCCCCGUCCAGUCCCAGUCCAUAUUGAAAAACAUGUUCCAGAAUACCACUCCAGAACUAUUGGAUACAAAGUUCCUGAAUUCCAUCAUGUUGAACAUGAUUUAGGUGGUGGUUCCGGAGGAUUGGGCGGUGGUGACUACGGCGGUCAUGGAGGUGAUGGCGGAUAUGGUGGAGAUUUUGGCGGGCAUGGUGGAGAUUUUGGUGGACAUGGUGGUGAUGAAUAUGAUUUCAGCGAACACGGACAUUAAAAAGGUAAAGGAAAACUGCUUGCUGGGACAAAGAGGCUAUCCCUUUCGAAACACGUCCAAGUAACAGUUUUAUCACUACCUAGGAGUAACCAAAUUGUAUUAUAGUCUGUAAAUACCUGAGAUCAAUGUAUGCUGUGUCGUCGUUUUUUAUAAUUAAUUCUUUUUUGUUUAUUUUUUAUAGAAAAAGAAAAAAGUUUCAUCACAUUCACGUUAUACUCUAUUAAGUUUGUUUUAUGCGAAUAAA
Hermetia illucens (black soldier fly) is the source of this 1590-nucleotide messenger RNA. It is a transcript of the gene Vajk1, whose product is annotated as proline-rich protein 4. The transcript is spliced from 2 exons. Bases 144 to 1346 code for a protein of 400 amino acids. Lineage: Eukaryota; Metazoa; Arthropoda; Insecta; Diptera; Stratiomyidae. The record is from RefSeq and is a predicted model, not a curated record.